AUGUUGAUUUUACGGUUGAUUAAAUCAAGUUCAGUUUUAUCGCUCUCAAGGCCUUUUCACUCGGAUUUGUUACUCUCUCAUCUUUCUGGCACAACCCAGGAGACCUUGCGCCACCACAAUCAAGUCCACGGCACUUUUCGCACUGUGUUCACUCCUCAAACAUCAAUAGACACUGCUACACCAUAUCAUCUUUACGAGCCUAUUGAGGCAGUGGAGAGUUCAGAAAGGUACAGCGCCGGGGGCUAUCACCCUGUAGCGAUUGGGGAUAGGUUCCAAGAUCGCUAUCGGGUGGUUCACAAGCUUGGGCACGGCGGUUAUUCGACUAUUUGGCUGACCAAAGAUGAACAAUCCGACAGGUAUGUCGCCGUCAAAGUAUGUACAGCAGAUUCAAAUUCACCCGAGUUCGAAAUCAUCUCCAAACUUUCAAGUUCGCAACGAUCCCUGAGCACAAAUUUGGGGAGAUCGAUGAUCACUUCAGCAUCAGAUAGGUUUAAUAUCAAGGGUCCUAACGGCAAACAUUCCUGUCAUGUGAUGAAUCCGGCAAGGACGAGCCUCUCUGAGGCAAAGGAAGGUUCGUAUAAUCGUCGUUUUCAACUUGAGACUGCUCGCGCUCUAGCAGCACAACUGGUGAUCGCAGUCGAUUAUGUGCAUUCCCAAGGAAUCAUCCAUGGAGACAUCCACUACGGAAACGUCCUCCUCCAACUGCCAUUUGACCUAAAUUCAAUAUCUGAGGAGCAGUUGUACAAAGAGUACGGAGAGCCAGAACUUGAGGCAAUCAGACGUUUCGACGAGAAACCCCUACCCAUAGGAAUUCCAACGCAUGCUGUUGUACCAAUAUGGCUUGGGAAAGCAAGUGAUGACCUCACGCCUUCAGAAGCUAAGAUCCUCCUCUCUGACUUUGGCGAGGCCUUCUCUCCUACUCAGCGAAAUAAAUAUGAAUCUCAUACCCCACUUGCGAACCGCCCACCGGAGUUUCGAUUCGAACCGCAUAUGCCUCUUUCCUUUUCGUCAGAUAUCUGGUCACUCGGCUGCUGCACAUGGAAUAUUAUUGCCCAAAGACCACUUUUUGAGAAUUUCCUCGCAACCGAGGAUGACAUAAUUUGCGAGCAAGUCGAUGCACUCGGCAUAUUACCUCCGGACUGGUGGGAUCGAUGGGAGGAACGAGACAAUCGGUUCACUGAAGACGGGAAGCCGAUAAAUCGAAAUCCUUUUCGGUCGUGGGAAGACCGAUUCGAGGACAGCGUUCAGAAGCCCCGACAAGCAGCAGGGAUGUCGCCUAUUGACCAGGCAGAGCGCGAUGCGUUCUUCUCAAUGCUUCGCUCGAUGCUCUCAUUUAGGCCCGAGUCCCGUCCUACUGCUAAGCAGCUCCUUAGCUUCGAAUGGAUGGCGAAAUGGGCUCUACCCGAGUACCAUAAGAUCCGGAACACUUGA
Molecule: messenger RNA, 1431 nt
Organism: Penicillium concentricum
Lineage: Eukaryota; Fungi; Ascomycota; Eurotiomycetes; Eurotiales; Aspergillaceae
Exons: 1
Coding region: 1-1431 (476 amino acids)
Biological process (GO): regulation of mRNA processing; spliceosomal complex assembly; protein phosphorylation
Molecular function (GO): ATP binding; protein kinase activity
Source: RefSeq, a predicted model, not a curated record